Cladocopium goreaui is the source of this 6393-nucleotide messenger RNA. The record is from the annotation of a GenBank genome assembly. Lineage: Eukaryota; Dinophyceae; Suessiales; Symbiodiniaceae.
AUGGGAGCAGGAGGUUCCGUGUCCAUGCCCAAGGAGAUGCCAAGCGAUGCGCAGAUUCAGGAAGCUGCCAAGGCGAUGCCUCCUGAAGCCAUCGACAUCAUGAAGAAGAUCAUUGCGGCCGCCGAGAAAUCGUCCGAGAAAUCGUCCGAGAAAUCGCCUGCGGAGAAGCCGGCGGAGGCCGGCAAGCUGACGCGGCCGGCCAUCAAGAAGAUCGGCAACUCCGACGCAGAAGGCGUCGAUAUGGAGCGCGCCAUUUUCAUGUGGGACGAGGAGAAAUCCAAGGAGUGCUUGAAGGAGAUCCUGGAGGGAGAGAUGCCGGAGGUCGUGAACGGAGCCAUGCUGGUCAUGGAAGAGGUGGUCUGGCCGGAUCCGAGGGACGCCAAGAACUGGCCCGAGUUCUUGCGUCAGGUGGCGGGGAAGUUUUUGGACGACCAGGUUAAUGCUGAUGAGCCCUUCGUGCCCCCGGAGAACGCCCGGGAGCACUGCCUCUAUCUGAUGAACCCAACGCAGGCGGACGCCUACCUGGAGAAGUUGGGGCUGAAGAAGGUGGGAAAGACCGGCAAACAGUUGAUGCAAGACGAUGAACGCAACGAAGCCUUGGGCAUGGAUGAUGGUGACAAGGUCUAUGAAUCCUUCCCUGACACCGCAGUGCUCUUCAUAAAGGACUUGGUGAAAAAAGCGGCAUACCCUGCUACUUUCCUAGCUUUGCCGUGUUGUCAUUCACGGUGGAGUUGGGACAUGGCAGACAUGGUGAUCCAAAAGGUGUGGAUGCAACACGCCGCGGCGUCCAGGGAAUCAGACAUCACGUUACGGAAAUGGAGUGUGGGAGUCAGGACCUUGCUACAGUUGCAGGGGGGUCACGGGAGCUAUUGGCUUUGCUUCUCAGCUUUGGCCAGCGUGCUUCUGGUGAUGACUGCGCUGUACGCCGUGUUCAUGGCACCGCGGGACGAUCCUGUGACCAUCACCUGGCGUAAAGCGCAUGGAGGUGCUGAAGAACAGGGCUGCCAUGUGGCUGAUUACGUUGGCUUCUACUUGCUUCUCACCGCCUCGUCGGUGGCAGGUUGUGCAGCCUGUUUGAUGCUGAUGAACUCCUGCGGCUCAGCCCACAUCCUUUCAGCUGCAGGCUACGCAUUGCUGAACUGGUUGCAGGGUUUGAUUGCAGCCAUCCUGCCCGCGCACGAGCGCGCCAAAGCCGGAUGUGCCUACGGGAUGAUGCAGAAAACCUUUGCACCGCUGGAGCUAAGCACCUACGACAAGGCGGACUAUUACAAAGAGUUUCUGGGCCUUGACAGGGCUGUGGGGUACUACGGGGUGAUCAUCGUCCGCACCCUGCUCUUCUUGGCGGGUCUCAUCUGGAUGCAGCACCUCAUGGUGCGACGGCUGAUCGCGGUGGAAACCACCUCACGGCGGCGCCUGGCCGGGAGGUGUUUGUCCACCAGCAUCAACAUUCAGAAAGUGGGCGCCAUCGUGGCAUGUGGCGUGAGCAUGUGGACCGCGGGUGGAGUCGGAUGGAUGAUUUAUACGGCGAUUGGCGACAUUGAGCCACCGGAGGCGGCUAUAGAGGAAGCGAGUCUGCAUUUGUUGGGCCACCUGUCCUUCUGGGAGCAAUGCUCCAAGAUCUCCGAGUGUGCUUACGUGGUGGGUUUGCUGCUGCUGCAGCUGGUGCUAGGCGGACUGAACUUUUUGCUCUUCGUGGGCACGGUGGUCACGGUUCUGGUGGUGAUGUGGAUCAUCCUCUGGGACCUCCGUAAGGCCUUAGUGAUCACCAAAGAGUUUGCUCCGACACACCCGCGCACAAGGCGGGCCGCGCAGCAGCUGAAACGUGCGCGCACGGUGGUGCGACGGCAGCUGGCGGGGGUGGCCAUGAACGGCUUGGCCAGUGACGUGGUGGAUGGUUGCGGUUUGCUUCCCCUGGCGGUGAAGACCAUUUUGGACGGCCGUGGCUACAUCAGCGAGAGCGAUCUGAUGACGAGCGCCGCGAUGCAGAUCCUGGACAUCUUGAGCUGCGUCUCGGCCGCGCUGAUCUUGUCGGGCGGCUACAGGCGGUCCCUGAACCAGCACCUCGUGGGGCCGAAGGGUGAAUCGGAGCAUUUGGACCCGCCAGACAUUACGAGCGUCUUCAACAAAUCCGACGCCUGGAGCUCCAAAGUCAGUGAGUUGGCGGGUCGUGGUGUCACGGUGAGGGAGCUGCUGACUUUUUACCGCGAGUUGAAGGUGGUCAUGCCGCACUUCCGCGCAUCGGUUCACACCACGCACGACGUCGUUCGUCAUGCCAUCAUACCGCUGACCAAGCACAAGAGGAGCUCCUACGUUCAGGCCUUCGGCGAUCAGAGUUGCCGGCCCUCCAAGAUGGUCACGUACCGCGCUAAGGGGGAAAGUUUGGACAGCUUGGGCACCUGGGACUUGGACGUCCCGCUGGCCCGGCCCCGGGCCGGGCCCGGCCUCGGGAUGGAGGGCCGCGCGCGGGAGCGGCGGAGGGUGGGCGCCUUGCUGAAUGCGUACUACCACAUCGAGGGCACCGACAAGAAGGAUCCUGCUGCCCCCUCUGUGGGCAGCAGCGAUCUGGAUCGGCAGGGCUUCGAUGCUAAGCGCUACUUCGAUGGCAUGGUCUCCUCGGGUCAGCUACCAGAGUUGGUGAAGCGCGCCAACGAGCUGGACGCGGAGAUCAAGGACUUGGACGGCGACAUGCAGAUGCUCGUGUAUGAGAAUUACAGCAAGUUCAUCCGAGCAACUGAUGUCAUCAAACAGAUGAAGUUCACCAUCGAAGGCCUUGAUCCAGACCUGAAGGUCUUGGAGGGCAACGUCACCAGGAUCACAGACAGCCAAAAGAAGGUGGAAGAUGGGGUGUCUGGCCGCUCUGGGCAGAUUGAAGGCCUGCUAAAACAGCAGCGCAUCUGCCGCAAGCUGCAGGUCCUGUUUGAGCUGCCCAGCACCUUGCAGAAGUGCUUGGAUCGCAAGGCAUACGGAGAGGCCGUGGAAGCAUACUGUUGUUGCUCCGGCUUUCUCCGACAGUACAGGCAUAUGCCGACCUUUCAGAAGGUGUUGGAGGAGGUAGAGCUGCAGAUGGGCCGCAUCCGCGUGGCCCUGGAGGAGCGGCUGCGGUCUCCAGAGCUGUUGGUGGAUGAGGCGGUGAACAGCUCGGUAACACUGCUGGACCUGGGGGAGGACCAGGUGAAGGUGGUCGGCGAAUACCUCACCGGCAGGACGGCCACCCUACGGCGGAGCUUGAGCGAAUGCUUCGCACCUGGGGCCGCAGGCUCUGCGCCUGCACCUGUCGAAGAUGGUGCUGAAUUGACCAAAGACCAGGAAGAGUUGCGCAGACCGGAGUCGGUAGCCCUGCAUGGGGCCUGUGCCAAAGUCACGGAGGCCUAUGUGCCGCCUUUGUGCGAUGCAGUUGAAGGCUUCCAGAAACUCAUCGAGGUGAGAAACGCCUCGGGUACGGCAGUUGAUGAGAACGUCCUGCCGGAUUUCGUGAGUGCGCGGAUCGAAGACUUGUGCGAUCGCAUCACCCAGCUGGUGGACCAAAAGUGUCCGCCCAGCCGCGUGUUGGUCUCCUGCAUCCACUCAGUGCGCGACUCGUUGAGGCGGCUGCACUCGCUGCUGCCGGCCCUGCUGACGCGCCUCUUCCGCGCCUUCCUGGGGCGGACGGCCAUGGAUGCCAUGCGAUCGCUCUUCGGCACGGCCUGCAGCCAGAUGACCUCCGAGCUCUGCAAAUUGCACGGCGAGUGCAAGAAACUGGGCGAGUCCAGCAGCAGCGGCUUGGACGAUGUCUUGGAGGAGAUCGCGAAGACCGAGCAGGCGCUGAUCAUGCAUGGUUUUACAGCCCUUACCGAGUGCCAGCCCCUGCAAAGCCUACUGGGGCCUGACAAGGUGGCGAAUCAACAGCUUCUUCGAGGGCUCCAUGCGCAGCUUUCUGCCUUCUUCAGUAGCUUCGUGGAGUUGUGCCGUGGCUAUGCUGGAGAAACAGAGCCCAGCAAGGACGUGGCGGAGCUGGACUGGUGCGGUGUCUUUGCCCUGGCCCUGGUGCGAGUGGGUCGACACCUGGAGGUAAAGGCCAUCAACAAGGUCUGGGGCGUGGCCAAGGACCUCUUCGAGGGCGACAGCGGCACGUCAGAGCUGCAGCCCAAUGCCACGGUUCUCAAAGCUACACGACACGCCUCGCAGCUGGUGAUCACUCACUACGCGACCAUGUCCGGGCAGCGCCUGGCGCAUUUUCUGCGGAACUCCGUGCAAAGCCGGAACUGGAUGACCGUCCGCGAAGCGCAGGAACCGCGCAAGGUGGUGGAGAUGGUCUUGCGGGAGGUUCGCGCCUUUGAUUCGCAACUCGCAAAGUUGCUGGGGGACCCACGGAAGCCCAAGACAGGUGGUGACCGAAGGAAUGCCAACCGCUUCAAGAACUCCAUGGAGUUGGAGGUUGAACGGCUCUGGGCCAAGAAGCUUCAGGUUUCCUGUGGGGUACAUGCACCACUUCAUGCUGCCAGCUGCUCAGUGUCGAAUUUCCUCCCGUCCAUCGCGUUGUGCGUCGCCUGCGAUGACGCAGCAAUUGGGGCGCAGUACAGAGGAACUAGUUCCACACACAUGCUGGGCGCUGCUCCCGGCCUGAAGCGAUGUCGCUGUCGCUUUCCGCUCUACGCGCAGGUUAUGGCAGGAAUGGUGCUUGGCAUCUUGCUAGGAUGGCUGGCACCAGAGGUGGCAGCGAAUCCAUGGAUCGAGGCCUUGGGAAAACUAUUUGUAAAGAUGGUGAAGAUGAUCAUCGCACCCAUCAUCUUCUGCACCGUUGUCUCGGGCAUCGCGCAUGUGGCCGAUGCGGCGAAAGUGGGCCGCGUCGCACUGAAGGCCAUUGUUUACUUCGAGGUGAUUUCAACCUUGGCCCUGAUGAUCGGGCUGCUGGUGGCAGAAGUGGUGCAACCAGGACGAGGUUUGCAUGCGGAACCAGAUGAAGCAGCAGUGAAAAAGUACGAGGAAGAAGCAGAGCAGCAUUCCACGCUGGACUUUGUCAUGGGAAUUGUCCCCAACACCGUGGUCAGCGCCUUCGUAGAUGGUGAGAUCCUUCAAGUGCUCUUCUUCUCCGUGAUCUUCGGAUUCGCACUGCUGGGAGCGGAGAAGGUGGAAGUGCUGCAUAGCUUGAUCGACCAAGUGGCCCAUGGGAUGUUUGGCGUGGUGAAGAUCAUCAUGAAGUUCGCCCCCUUUGGUGCCUUUGGCGCCAUGGCUCACACCGUGGGGAAGUACGGCAUUGGCACUUUAGGGAGUUUACUUGGCUUGGUGGCCACCAAUUACGUCACCUCCCUCUUCUUCGUGAUUGGCGUCCUGGGUCUAGUUUGCCUCUGUGUGGGCUUCAACAUCUUCCGUUUCCUCUACUACCUCAAGCGCGAGUUGCUGCUAGUUCUGGCCACCUCUUCCUCCGAAAGCGCCCUUCCUUCGCUGCUGGAGCGCUUGCAGGAAGCAGGGCUCUCGAAGCCAGUGGUGGGUUUAGUGGUUCCCCUGGGCUAUUCCUUCAACCUGGACGGCACGAACAUCUACAUGACGCUGACGCCCCUCUUCAUCAGCCAAUGCAUGGGCGUUGACCUUUCCUGGGGCGACAAGAUCAAGGUGCUGGCCGUGGCCAUGUUAACCUCCAAGGGCGCCGCGGGGGUCAGCGGCGCCGGCUUCAUCACCUUGGCCGCCACCUUGGGCUCCAUCCAUCCGGAACUCGUCCCUGGAAUGGCCAUCGUUCUGGGCAUUGAUAAGUUCAUGUCCGAGUGCCGAUCCCUGACCAACAUUUGUGGCAAUGCCGUAGCAGCUGUGGUCAUUGCCCACAUGGAAGGGGAACUGGACAUCAAGGAGUUCAAGGCAGCACUGCAUGGAAGGAAGGAACAUGAAAGUGAUAUUGAGGAUGGUGGGAAGGCCAACGAGAGCAGCUGGGACAUGCUGGGACUAGGAUGCCACCCAAAAUGGGAGGAUCGGGCUAGAUUCCGCAAGGAAGGUGCUGACUGGGCCAAGCCAAUUGAUGACCUUUCUGAAGCGGGGGCUGCCAUUUUUCGAGAAACGUCCAACAGCAGUUGUGUUCUAUUCCUUUUGAUGCCGCUGCGCCUUGCGGUGGUCUAUGCGGUGAUUCCCUUCAACCGCAACGGGGCCAUCUUGGGCAUCCUGCGGAUCGCCUUUAAGGCCUUCUUCGAAUAUGUGCGAGAAGAGACCUUUGGGAAGUUCGGGCUGCAGCAAAUCCAGGUGGACUGUGCCUUCAUUGGGGAAAUGGUUCGUGAUUUCCUGGAGACGGAAGAUGCCAGUGUUCUGGACAGUCUCUUGGACGAAGUCGUGGCUUCGGCCCAGAUGCGUUGUGUGGAGCCGGUGCUGAUGGAUCCGGCCAUGGUGGAAGCAAGAUGCGAGGAAAAGAAAAAGACCUUCAGGUUCGACUGA